Molecule: messenger RNA, 2594 nt
Organism: Helicoverpa armigera (cotton bollworm)
Lineage: Eukaryota; Metazoa; Arthropoda; Insecta; Lepidoptera; Noctuidae
Exons: 5
Coding region: 951-2594 (547 amino acids)
Source: RefSeq, a predicted model, not a curated record
UCACGCACACAAGGCGUGAUUCAUAGCUGGCGCACCAGGGCCCGACAGAGGGCGUCGCGUCACCGAGGCGGGGGGGACGGCUGCCAGCAGCAGCGGCCCGCACCGCGCCGCCGCACUCCAUCACCGGACACAGCCGACGACGCGCGCGCAUACUUUAUCUUAGUUUUCCAACAUAUUGUACUGUCCAGUGAACCAUUAUAUGUAUUAAGUGUUACAGUCCACUUUUCAUUUAAGUACCUUUAGUUAGGUCCCCUACAUUUUGGUCACUUCGGCCUUCUACAAUUUAAAUCCGCGUAACGUAUUUCUACGAACAAAGAAAUCGUUCGCGCGGUGACAGUACGAGGCGACGUUGGUGGACUUUGAUACGAGCGACGAGUCUUCAAAAGCGCCGUGUCACUACAAGCGGCAUUCGAGAGAAGAGAAGCUUGGAGUUGGAGUCGUCUAAAUACGUAGAACGAGGAGAGGACGUCUACAAGUUCCCGAAGUCUUCACGUCGACGGUGGUCAAGUCUCGACUUAGUUGGUCGAACACGCCGGGUCAUCUACGUGCUUCGUGGGAAUCAACACAGUUCGCCUUGUGGAUAAAGAUAAGCAUAUUUGUGUAUCGUUCCAAAUUCCUUUCUUUAUAAUUUCCGUUAAAAUUCAAAUUCAAAAUUUCCGUUGCAACCGUUUUCAGUUCAGUUUCAAAUUUGAGCAAACAAGUGAUUAUUUAAAAGUCUAUUGGCAUUAACGUGCAUUCAUUCAGUGCUGUAUGGAAUACAUUUCUUAUCGGUUUACCGUUGAAGUUUUUUGCUAAUGAGCUAACGGUCACGAGUCACGCGCCUAUUCAUAUUGAAACAUCUGGUUGCUACAUUAGUCAUCACUUGUGCAUUUGCUUAUCGCCUUAUCUGUUAUUCUAUCGCAUUAUUUCAUAACAUCUUUUGUACUUUUAUUUCAAACCACCUUCUUAUAAUGGCUAAUGAAGAUUUGUUAAUAAGAAAACGCAGUGCUAUUAAAGCUAAGCUUACGAAUUUUUGCAAUCAUGUUAAUGUGCUUAUGAGUUGCGAUUCAUUAUCCAGUUUGCAGCGUAUUGAGCUAGAGGGUCGCCUUCGUAAAUUUGAUGCUUUAUACGAUGACUUUGAUAAUUUGCAGUUGGAGAUCGAGGUGCUCUCGGAUAAGCCAGACGAGGCGUACGGGGAACGUGCCAAGUUUGAGGAGCGGUACCACGCGGUGGCAGCUCAGGCGCGCAGCCUGCUUAUCAGCGCUGAUGCCGGCGUUGACGGCGGGUCUGUAGCGGGCUCAGCGGAUAAAAACACAGCUCUGGUGACAGUGGUCAGCACCCGAGGUGAGAAGUUCGACGCCAGGAUCCUGCUGGAUAACGGUAGCACAGCUAAUUUUAUCACUGAAACACUGUGUCACAAGCUGGGAUUGCCUAGACGUAACGUUAACUCCACGAUAUCAGGUAUAAAUAAGCAAACAUCUAAUAGCACACAGUCUUGUAGAUUUACAAUUCAGGCUCGGAAUGGUGGCUAUAGGGAAACCAUCACUAGCUUCAUAUUGCCUGAAAUUACUAAAAUAUUGCCAGCCAAAGCUGUAGAUAUAGGCAAUAUCAAUAUACCGGCAGACAUACAGUUAGCAGAUCCGUCAUUCCAUAUUCCGUCUGUAAUCGACAUUCUUGUUGGCGCGGAAGUGUUUUGGAAUGUUUUAGGUUCCUCAUCUAUAAAUUUAGGUAGGAAUAAACCCAAGCUUCAUGCAACAAAACUAGGGUGGAUAGUUUCAGGUCCAGUCCCAUUACGCAAUAUUUCAAAUAACCAAGCACAUUUUUGUAAUGUUUCUAUGGAGGAAUUAAAUAAUAACCUCAACAGGUUUUGGGAAAUUGAUUCGGUCCCAUCUAAACAUGCCUUAUCACAGGAGGAACGUGCGUGCGAAGAAAGUUUUCGCCGCAAUACUGUUCGUGACAGUGAGGGUAGGUUUGUUGUGACAAUUCCUUUAAAGGAUAAUCCUGUCAUUCUAGGUGAGUCGUACGAGAUGGCUAAGCGGCGAUUUCUAUCACUGGAGCGUCGUUUUCUUCGUGAUCCAAGUUUCAAGGAGCGUUAUGUUGCCUUCAUGGAGGAGUAUGAGCGUCUUGGACACAUGACAGAAAAUACAACGUCUAGGAAGCCACAUUCAGAUGCCUCUGAGAGAGCCUUUGGUUGUUGCGUAUAUCUUCGGUCGGUGAAUAUGGAAGGUGCAGUCAAGGUACAACUUCUUGCAUCGAAGAAUCGCGUAGCACCAAUAAAGCCUACUACCAUUCCACGUCUCGAGCUUUGUGGGGCGUUGCUAGGCGCUAGACUGUGUGCUAAGGUGUCUGAUGUAAACAUCGGCCGCUUGGAGCGCUAUCACAGAGUGGAGCAUAUUAAGCAGCAUUUCUGGAAACGAUUCCAUUUAGAAUAUAUCUCUGCUGCAGCAAAACUAAGUGGACGUCAUCUACAGGACAACUGGCAGAGGGAACGGCCCGACAGAGGGCGUCGCGUCACCGAGGCGGGGGGGACGGCUGCCAGCAGCAGCGGCCCGCACCGCGCCGCCGCACUCCAUCACCGGACACAGCCGACGACGCGCGCGCAUACUUUAUCUUAG